AGCUACACAUUUCCUGUUAUAAGAUUAUUUGCAAUUUCGGGAUGUGGGUAUGUUUUAUGUUAUUGAAGUUUAACGUGCAUAUUCCCUGUAUAAACUGCUAAUAAUUUAAAGUGUAUAUUUGAUCAAUUUUGCUAUUAUAUGUAUAAUUUAAAUGUGAUUGUGCGAGUCGUAGAUUUAUUAUUCCCAAUGUCUUAAGUUUUGGGUUUAAUGGCUUAGUUAAGAUAAACGACUCACAAUUUGAAGUGCCUCACUGUAUUUAUUGAAUUUAACCAAUAACCAUUGCAUUGAGGUUUUUUUGGGUUUAAACUUUUCUUGUGGGUGAAACGAGGUAAUUUUUGAUAACUAAUUAUUAUUAAUAUUUGGGUUUUUUAGAAACAUAAUUUUGUUGUUGUUUUAUAAUAAUGUCGGACACUGAACAGAUUAAGGUUUUAAAACGUAAACGUGGUUCAGUUAAGCAUAAAUUGACCUGUUUUAUUAAUUAUUUUGACCCGAUUAAUAAAAGUUUUGAGCGGGAUUCCUCUUCGAUUACAGAUAAAGUUUUGAAUGAGUUAAAAAUUAGACUUAGUAACUUUGAGAUAAUUUUAGAGGAAUUUGAGGGUUAUCAAGUUGACAUUGAGAGUUUAUGUGAAGAGGAGGCCUUAGAUGAGAAUUAUAAAGAACGCGAAGAUUUUAUGAAUUUAUUUUCGAAAUAUUUAUAGGAUUCAAAGUUUAUCUUAGUCAACAUUUUCGAGUGAAGAACGUAGUAAUAGUUCUAGCUCUAAAGCACAUAGUGCAGUUAACCAACGAAGUGUUAAUCAUUUAUCUAAGAGUAGGGAGCCCGAGUUAAGGCUACCGCCAAUAAAUUUACCUGUUUUUAAUUCUGAUAUGAAUAAUUGGCUUGAAUUUAAAGAUACUUUUCAGUCUUUAAUUAAUACUAAUGAUAAUUUGACAGAUAUUCAGAAAUAUCAUUAUUUACGGUCAAGUGUGCUUUGAUAAUUCUCGCAUGUUAAAGGAUAAUCAUAUUAAAGCCCUAUUUAAUAUUGAGACAGUAGCCAGGGAAUCUGCCGAAGCUUUGCGUGAUUUAUUGGAUCAUGUAAACAAGCAUAUGAGAGCAUUGACAGCCUUGUCUCUCCCGUCUCUCCCAACUGGGCAUUGGGAUGCUUUAGUUGUUUAUGUUAUUGUCAUAAAGUUAGAUAAAGUUACCACCCGAGAGUGGGAAAGACAUAAACUUUCAAAGAACCUAGAGCCAACAUUGGAGGAUUUAAAAUCCUUCUUAAAGGACAGAGCAGAUUUCUUAGCCCUGUUAGAUUCUAAACAACCCACACAGGUUCGUAAAGGCGGUAGAUUUACUCUUUUUUCUCGAGAGGAGACUCACACAUGUAAUGUUUGUGAUAAAAACCAUUCAAUAUUUAAUUGUGAAGAGUUUUUAAAUUUGGGUGUAUCACACAGAUGGGAUAAAAUUAAGCAACUAAAGUUGUGCUGUAAUUGUUUAUUAAAAGGUCAUUUUGCCCCAAGGUGCCGGAAUAAAGGUACUUGUAAAAGUUGUAAAGGGAGGCAUCAUGUAUUACUACAUGAUCCUAAUUAUCAAAGGCAAAAGGUAAAUGAGGAAAAUAAUUUGGGAAUAGAUCCAGAAAAUAAUUCAAGGAUGAACUCUAUUAGUCGCUCAGAAACUUACAAGGCUUUAUCUUGUUCUAAUAAGAGCACCAAUGAUGUUUUAUUGAGCACUGCUCUGAUAAAGGUUCAGGAUAAUAAAGGUAAUAUGGAUAAAGUUAAAGCUGUUUUAGACUCAGGGAGUCAAUCAUGUUUCAUAUCUGAAGAAUUAUGUCAGAAACUUGGACUGAUAACAACAGAGGCAAAUAUAAAUAUUUCUGGGAUUACUAAUUCAGUUACACCUAUUAGGUUGAAGUGUCACUUAUCCAUUUUUUCCUGUACGAGUGAUUUCAGUUCAAAUAUUUCGUGUUAUGUUUUAAAGAGGAUUACUGACAAUUUACCAAUUUUCGAUUUUAAUGUUACUAAGUGGCAAAUUCCGUCUAAUGUUAUUCUAGCUGAUCCAGAUUUUAAUGUUUCAAGCAAAAUUGAUUUGCUUAUUGGUGCAGAACUGUUUUGGGAUCUGCUCACUAAUGGAAGAUUUAACCUUGGUAAAGGUAUGCCCAUACUCCAAAAUACAGUUUUCGGGCACAUUGUUUCUGGACAUAUACCUGUUGCUGCACUAAAUACUCAAUGCUAUUUGGUAAAUUCUCAGAAAAUACACGAAUGUUUAGAACGGUUUUGGUAUACGGAGGAGGUAUGUCACAAUCAUUUAAAUUCUGAGGAUGAUAAAUUAUGUGAAGAACACUUUGUUAAUACUGUUUCUAGAGCUGCAAAUGGUCAGUUCGUCGUGAGAUUACCCUUAAAAAUGUCAGUUAAUGAAUUAGGAGAUUCCAAAAAUUUGGCUCUCAAGCGAUUAUUGAAUUUAGAAAAUAGAUUUAGUAGUAAUUUCGAGUUUAAAGAGAUGUAUCAUUCUUUUUUAAAGGAAUAUCACGAAUUAGGACAUAUGAGUUUAUUACGUAACAUAGAUGAGUCAAAAAUAUCUUAUUAUUUACCCCAUCAUGGAGUCCUUAAAUAUGAUAGCAUAACAACUAAAUUGAGAACCGUGUUUGACGGUUCAGCUGUGACAAGCUCUGGAAAAUCAUUAAAUGAUAUUCAAUUUAAAGGAGCAAUACUCCAAAACGAUAUUUCAGAUAUUUUGUUACGAUUCAGAAUGCAUCCUGUCGUAGUUACUGCUGACAUAGCUAAAAUGUAUAGAUGCAUCCUGGUACAUCCUGAUGAUAGAUAUUUACAGAGAAUACUCUGGCGUACAUCUCCUUCAGAUCCUAUUUCUGUAUAUGAAUUGAACACUGUCACUUAUGGCACAAUAAGUGCACCAUUUUUGGCCAUAAGAUGCUUAAAGCAAUUGGCAACUAAUUUUUUGAAUAAAUAUCCUAUUGCUUGUAGAAUAAUUUCUCAAAAUGUUUACGUCGAUGAUUUAUUAACCGGAUUUGAGAAUGAAGAAGAAGCUUUUGAUAUUUGUAAAGAUAUCUUUGAUAUUUUAAAUUCUGCCUUUUUUGUUUUGAGAAAAUGGAACUCAAAUAAUAAUGAUUUUUUACUUAAAAUUAGCACAAUUUUUGAUUCAAAUGAUUCCUUUAGUACUCUAAACCUAGAAAAAGAUGAACAAAUUAAAACUUUAGGGAUUCAGUAUAUUAGUAAAACAGAUAUAUUAACUGAUCAAAUUAAUAUAAACAUGUUGAAUGAUACAAUAGUCACCAAGCGAGUAAUUUUGUCUCAAAUUUCCAAGUUAUAUGAUCCACUUGGUUUAGUAAGUCCUUGUAUCAUUUUAGCAAAAAUAUUAAUUCAAAAAUUAUGGCUUUUAAAAAUAGGUUGGGACUCAACUAUUCCCUUUGAUUUGGAAAAGGAUUGGCUAGAAAUUAAAAUUGAUUUGGUUAAUUUAAAUAGACUUGAAGUUAAAAGACAUGCAAUUAUUAAGGAUGCAAAGAAAAUUGAGUUGCAUGGAUUCUCGGAUGCAUCUGAACACGCAUAUUCUGCUGCUAUAUAUCUAAGAAGUGAAGAUGACACCGGGAAGGUUCAAGUUUCAUUAUUAUGCUCAAAAACGAAAGUUUCACCUUUAAAGGUUUUAACCAUUCCACGUUUAGAACUUUGUGGCGCGCUUUUAUUGGCCAGAUUAAUCAAGGUUGUGUCUGAGGCCAUUUCUUGUAAUUUUGACAUGUAUUUGUGGUGUGAUUCCCAAAUUGUUCUACAUUGGUUGCAUAAACAGCCACAUACAUUACAAGUCUUUGUAGGCCAUCGCGUCUCAGAAAUACAAAGUUUGACAGAUGUUAGUCGGUGGAGUUAUGUUAGUACUAAGGAAAAUCCACAGCAGAUAUUGCGUCUAGAGGCAUUCUUCCAAGUGAUUUAUUACAUUGUUCAAUGUGGUGGAACGGCCCUUCAUUUCUUUAUGGUAUAUGUAAAUGGCCAAUUCAUUUCGACCUAUCGAAAUCAAUUCAAUUGCCUGAAUUAAGAUCGCAAAUUUCGUGCAAUGUGUCUAACAACUUGUUAAAUAUCUUUAAUAGAUAUUCAAACUUGGACAAAUUAAUUCGGGUAUGGUCUUAUUGUCUUCGUUUUAUCUUUAAUUUGCGUAAUAAAAUAAGACGCUAUGGUCUUUUAACGACUAAUGAAUUGGACUGUAGCUUAAAAAGUUUAGUAAGGAUAGCUCAAUAUGAAAGUUUUGAAAAUGAGAUUAAUAUUUUAGAUUUAAACAAAGGUUUAAAAUCGAAGCAUAGACUGUUAAGCUUGACACCAUUUUUAGAUGUUGAUGGUUUACUUAGAGUGGGAGGACGGUUAAAACAUUCCUUUAUUAGAUUCGAGACGAAACAUCCAUUACUACUCGACAGUAAACAUAUUUUAAGCAAACUGAUUUUUCAAAGUGAGCAUGUAAGACUUUUUCACGCAGGACCUCAAUUACUUUUAGCAACUGUCCGGCAAAGGUUUUGGGUUACAUCCGGGAUGGUUCUGGCUAAAUCUAUUGUAAAAAACUAUAUAAAGUGUUUUCGUUAUAAACCUAAACCUGCAAACACAAUCAUGGCGGAUUUACCUUAUUUCAGAGUAAAUGCUUCAAGUCCUUUUACCAUAACAGGUGUCGACUAUGCAGGACCUUUUUUAUUAAAAGAUAGAAAGGGUCGGGGUUGCAAAACCUACAAAGCUUAUUUGUGUUUAUUUAUCUGCUUUGCCACUAAAGCAGUGCAUUUGGAAUUAGUAACUAGCUUAGAUUCGGAAUCUUUUAUAGCCACUUUAAGACGUUUUUGUUCACGUAGAGGAAUUCCGUCUCAUAUGUAUUCGGAUAACGGAUCCAAUUUUGUUGGAGCCCAGAAACAAUUAAAACUAUUAUUUGAAUUUUUGUUGAACUCAAAGGAAGAGUUGUUUAACUAUUGUAGCAGUAAAAAUAUUGUGUGGCAUUUCAUUCCACCCAACUCACCAAAUUUUGGGGGACUUUGGGAAUCUAAUAUAAAGGGGGUAAAAUAUCAUUUAUAUCGUGUUAUCGGUGAAACAAUUCUCACUUAUGAGGAAUUCAACACAUUUCUUGUUAAAGUCGAGGCUACACUAAAUUCCCGUCCAUUAUACCCUAUGUCAUGUGAUCCCAAUGAUAUUGAACCUCUUACUCCAUCUCACUUUUUGUGCUAGUACUGCUCAUCAGGCCAUUACAUCUAUCAGUUUCUUUUCGAGCGUCAGACGCUUGCGUCAAACGCUGGCGGUUACAAACCCUACGGCUCUACUCAUUACGAAGCAGUCAAGCGAAAGCCGCGUCUUGUGAAAGUCGAGUUUUGUACCAUGUCCUAAGUUUUAUUUACUGCAGAGGAAGAUGAAAUAUUGGUGGAAUGGGUUGAAAAAUACCCUUGUCUUUACGAUUUACAACUGUCCUCCUAUAAGGAUCAAAGAACAAAGGAUUCAGCCUGGAAGGAGAUCGCAGAAAUCGUUAAAAAAUCAGAAACAGACUGUCGUAAAAGAUAGAAGAAUAUCAAAGACACCUAUCAAAAAAAAAAAAAGGAGCGGGAACUGGUUCUUCAGCUGAUGGAAAACAAAAAUGGUUCCUAGCAGGAAUGUUAAGGUUUUUGGAAAAAGCUGAAUAUAAACGGCAGAGCAAAUCUAAUAUAGUAGAACAAGCAGACUAUGCUGCACCUGUACAAGAAACAGAUGACAGUGACAUAGAGCCAUUCGAAGAAAGCAAUGUCUUAUGCUUAAUGUGGAUCCGACUCUGGUGCAGCAGCGAGCUCAAAUCGUGAACCCAACUCUGCUGCAGCAUCAUGCGCGAACCGAGAAUCUAAUUCUAGUGCAGGGUCAAGUUAAAAUCGUCAAUUACGUGAAACGCAAAUGAACAAGCGAAAAAAAAAUCAAAUAACUGAGAUGAUGAAAGAGAGACAAAAAGAUCGCAGCAAAAUGUUGCAAAUGAUAUCCAACGAUGAAAGCGAUGAUUUUUUAAAAGUAUCGCAGCAUCGGUUAAAAAAUUACCAACAAAAAAUAAUAAAUUAAGUAAAAAUGAAAACUUUGCAACUCGUUUGUGAGUUAGAGAGCCGAGCCAAAAGUACAACUUCCACACCUUUCAUUUCUCCAGGAAGUCAGUCAACAUCUUCUGAGUUUCCCAUGUUUAUUCACUCCCUCCACAAGUUAAUAGAGUUUUCGAACCUUUUAAUAAUAUAAACAGUUCAGAAAAUGAAGAAAAUGCAGAAAUGCCAACUUUGAUUUCGCAAGAAUUGUAACGGAUGUU
Anthonomus grandis grandis is the source of this 6253-nucleotide messenger RNA. RefSeq lists its product as uncharacterized. The transcript is spliced from 3 exons. NCBI's taxonomy places the organism in Eukaryota, Metazoa, Arthropoda, Insecta, Coleoptera, Curculionidae. The record is from RefSeq and is a predicted model, not a curated record. Bases 983 to 4012 code for a protein of 1009 amino acids.